AUGUCAGGGCGUGGCGGCGCACGACGAGGCCGUGGCAGCGGCGGGCGGUCGCGCGGGCGUGGCCGUGGCGCUUUCCGCGGCGCCCGCUCCGAAGCAUCAGCGCUGAGCUCGUUGCGCAGUCAGCUAAGCACGACUGGUACCUGCUUCAAUGAUAUCGACCGUCGCUUGCAGGAGGAAGAGUGCCCGGCCUGUCCGGGAUGGAAUUUGUACUUUGCUCCCGAGCCCUACGAUGAUGGCUUUCCCUAUCGCACACUCAUUCAGGAGUGUCGUCUGUUCUUUGAGCAAUUUUCGGAUCAUUUCUACCAGAAGUCCGUCGAGGAGCACCACGUUGUCAUUGUCUGCUUUGACCGCCUGCAGACCUUUCUCCAGCGAGAGCAGGCCUCACAGGACCUGGACCCACUCUCUGAGGAGAUGCGGGAGGAUGCGCCUCUGAUCAUGCGCUGCAUAGGCUUGGCCUUUUGGCAGGCGUAUGCAACCGCUCGCAAUGCGCAGCGUGAGCAAAUCGACUUGGUCCCCCAUUGGAAUUGGCCUUGUAUCGACGUGCGAGUGAGCCGUUUCGGUCCCAUCACGCCGCUGCGCAAGCUCAAAUCCAAUGUCAUUGGCAAGUUUGUGGGCAUCAAAGGCACAGUUGUGCGCGUCGGCUCUGUCAAGCCCCUACCUGUCCGCCUCUGCUUCAUCUGCAACCAUUGCGGUGAAGAAACUGUCCUGGCGCUCGCUGAGGGUAAAUAUGCAACGCCGUCAAAGUGCGCCACCGACGGCUGCCAGAGUCGCUCGUUUGUGCCGAGCCGCGGCAGUCCUCGCACUCAGAGCAUCGAUUUUCAGACAAUCCGGCUGCAAGAGCUGGUGGAGGAUGAGCAGCGCGAGGCAGGGCGCGUGCCGCGCACUGUCGAGGUCGAGCUCUUCGCCGAUCAGGUCGACCGCUGCAAGCCUGGAGAUGUGGUAAUGGUCAGCGGGGAGGUGCGCGUCGCCAACACGGAUCAAGGCAAGCGACCCAAGGACAGCCGUACCAUGUUCCUGCUGUACAUCAAAGCCAAUUGCAUAUGGACCGCACUCUCUUUGGUGUUACCUUGCUCCUGGUGCGGCCCUCGCGUUGUUUUCGAUGAUGGCUGUCUGCCACCACUUACCGGGCCUGCGUGGCUCGAGCUGUUUGAGCUGACUCCUUGGGCCUGCCUGCAUGUGAAUAGCAACAACUAUCAGUGCCUCACUUUGACAUGUUCAAGACUUUUGUUCACUCGCUGUGCCCUGCCAUCUAUGGUGCGUCCCGGCAUCGAAUACCUCUUCCUGAACGGACACGAACUGGUCAAGGCAGGGCUGGUGCUGGCACUUUUUGGCGGGCGCACCAAGUUUCUCCACGAUCAGAACCGCAUCCCCGUGCGCGGCGACCCCCACGUUCUCAUUGUGGGUGAUCCCGGCCUGGGCAAGAGUCAGAUGCUGCGCGCGGUGACCAACAUUGCACCUCGGGGUGUCUACGUAUGCGGCAAUACUACCUCGACGGCAGGCUUGACCGUGACCCUACACAAAGAGGCAGGCUCCAACGGCGAGUUUGCUCUCGAGGCCGGGGCCCUGGUUUUGGCCGAUCAAGGGUGUUGCUGCAUUGACGAAUUUGAUAAAAUGGGGAACCAACACCAAGCGCUAUUAGAGGCCAUGGAGCAGCAAUGCAUCAGCAUUGCCAAGGCUGGUGUGGUCUGCAGCCUCCCGGCGCGGGCUGCCGUUAUUGCUGCAGCCAACCCGAUCGGAGGUCACUACGACAAGGGCCGAACUGUAUCGGAGAACCUCAAGAUGAACCCUGCCUUAUUGUCUCGCUUUGAUUUGGUCUUUAUUCUUCUGGACGAGGCGAACGAGGAGUUGGAUCGCCUACUAUCAGUUCAUGUCAUGGCUAUGCACUCCUCGCGGGCAAGCCGAGCCACGCACACCCCGCUACCUGGCUCGCUCCAACAAUUUGCCUCGGUACCGGACGUGGACUCGGGCGUGGAGCAAUCACUCAAAGACCGCCUACGCAAGCGACCCGGAGAGCCGGAUGUGGAUGUGAUUCCUUACAAUGUUCUCCGCGAAUACAUUGCGUAUGCUCGACGCCAUUGCCAACCAAAACUGUCCCCAGAUGCCGCCAAGCUCAUUCAAGAGUUUUACAUUGAUUUGCGCCAAAGACACCAUAGCGCUGAUAGCACACCGAUCACCACGCGACAGCUUGAAUCAAUGAUCCGACUGUGCGAAGCGCGUGCCCGCUUGGAAAUGCGCGAGCUCGUAACACCGGCGGACGCGCGUGACAUCAUUGAAAUUAUGCGUUUUACCAUGUUUGACACCUAUUGCGACGAGCUCGGACGACCAGACAUCCAGCGUUCACAAAACGGAAGUGGGAUGAGCAAAAAGGCAGCCGCGAAGCGCUUUGUGAGCCACUUGAAUGACUUGGCAACUACAUCAUACAACUCGCUGUUUGGCAAAGAUCAGUUGCGCCAAGUUGUGGAAGACCUGGGUCUGAAUGUGGGCAAUUUCGAGGCCUUUAUCGCCUCAUUGAACAACCAAGGCUACUUGCUCAAAAAAGGGCCCCGCUCUUAUCAGCUGCAAACACUGGACUUUUGA
This is a messenger RNA of Monosiga brevicollis MX1, 2577 nucleotides long. RefSeq lists its product as uncharacterized. The record is from RefSeq and is a predicted model, not a curated record. Gene Ontology annotation, cellular component: MCM complex; nucleus. Bases 1 to 2577 code for a protein of 858 amino acids. The transcript is spliced from 20 exons. NCBI's taxonomy places the organism in Eukaryota, Choanoflagellata, Craspedida, Salpingoecidae. Gene Ontology annotation, molecular function: single-stranded DNA binding; ATP binding; single-stranded DNA helicase activity.